Molecule: messenger RNA, 1092 nt
Organism: Fraxinus pennsylvanica
Lineage: Eukaryota; Viridiplantae; Streptophyta; Magnoliopsida; Lamiales; Oleaceae
Source: the annotation of a GenBank genome assembly
AUGAUUAUAAAGCAAGAUCACACCACCAGUUCUGCCGUCAAAGCGUGCGGCAACUGCGGUGUGGAGGAGCGGCGGCUACUCCACCACGUCCGCCACCGUGGGAUCUUCCGUCGGCUCUGUUCCACCUGUGUCCUCCGCCUUCAUCCUCAAUCAUUCUGCCCCACUUGCUUCCAGGUCUACCCUCCUUCUCCACCACCCGACUCCGUUAUCACAUGUUCCAAAUGCUACUCCUCUUCCCACUCCUACUGCGUCACCUCCCCCGCUUCUGCAGUCAACCACUACAUUUGCCCCCUCUGCGUUAACCCAAGCUCUCCAAUUUUUAACUUGAAUAAGGCAACGGAAGCGAAUGUUAUUGGCGGGGGUGAAAGUUUGGACGUGAGUGGAAAGAGUGAGGUUUAUAGGGUGAUUGAUAAGCCUGCAGCGAAGAUCUUGUUGGCUGCUGCAAAGAUUGCCGCAGCGUCUAUGGCUAAGGCUGCUGUGGCAGCAAGGGCGGAAGCUGAGCGAAGGGCUAAGGAGGCUGCAUUCACGAGGAAAAGGGCAAGAGAAGCAUUGGAACACGUGGCAUACUUGGUUGUGAAGGAGAAGGUGAGAAAGAAGGAAGCAGCUCUGUUGAUAUCACCUGAGGUUUCCGGGCCCAGUGUUGGCGAGAGUGUGCCUCAUUUGGGUGGUGGUGGGAACGUGGGUCAUCUGGGUGGUGGUAUUGCACAAGUGACUAGAGAAAAUUAUACUAAUGUUAAUAAUGGUAACGGUGCUAGAAGUGAAAAUGCAGAUGGUGGUGUUCGUCCGUUGGCAGUUGUGGAAGAGAAAACUAAUUCGACAAGAAAUGUGGAUGGAGUGGAUAAUUCAUGUCAGGUGCUGGCAGCAUUGGACGGCGCGGAGUUGGGGGAAAAUGAGAAAAUGGGUGGAACAAAGGCCCUAGAUGAAGUAUCAGGGAAGCUUUUGAAUGAUAAUUGUGUGCCCAUGGACGUUGACAAUAAUGGAGGCAUGAGAGUGAGUUCUGGAUCCAACGAUGGGGAGUCAAUUGUUGAGAUGAAUAGCUUUGGUGGGAGUGAGACGUCUGCUUAUUUAGGAGAAAAUGGAGGAAGUGAUUGA